CUGAGGAGUGACAUCACAUGGUGUGAGGUGUCUACUGGAUGUUCUAUGCAUCAGCACACUGAUGAUCCCCUUGCUUGCGGGAUGCUGAGUCUCUUCUCUGAUCUCAGUGCCUUUCCACCUGCUCCCUCCUCUCCCCUCCCCGCUCUGCCAGGAAUCCUGAGCACUGGGAUAGAAGGGGGCUUGUCUGUUCCAAAGCAGCGCUCCGCCUGGCCACAGCUCACAGCCCUGGUGACAGCAGCAGGCAAGGUUUGCACAUACAGUGACCUUGCACAGAAGCACUCAGCUGCUAGAAGGGUAGCCCCACUCUCUGCUUCACACCACCCUCCACACCCACCUCAGGCUAAGGAUCUGCAUCAUGACUGCAGUGUGCUGGGACGCACUGCUCUUUUUCUCCUGCUUCAGCCUGCUAGCUUUGGACAGAACCCAUGCCUUUAAUCUGGAUAUCACACACACCCUACAAAAAGAUGGGGAGCAAGGCAGUUUAUUUGGAUUUUCGGUGGCACUCCACAAGCAGCUCAGACCUGUUCCAAAAAGCUGGAUUUUAGUGGGUGCGCCACAGGCAUUGGGUUUACCAGGUCAACGUGCAAAGAAGACCGGGGCUCUCUAUGGUUGUCCUUUGACCAAUGAACGAAAUGACUGUAAACGGGUUGAUAUGGACAGUGGAGAGGACACAAGUCGGGAAAGUAAAGAAAACCAAUGGCUUGGUGUCACAGUGAAGAGCCAGGGUCUUGGGGGCAAGAUAGUGACCUGUGCCCACCUGUAUGAGUCUCGCCAAAGAGUCACACAACCCUCAGAAACUCGGGAUGUGAUUGGCCGCUGCUUUGUGCUGAGUGAAGACUUGACCAUAAGUGAGGACCUAGAUGGAGGGGAAUGGAAAUUUUGUGAGGGUCGUCCACAGGGUCAUGAAAUGUUUGGCUUCUGUCAGCAAGGGAUGUCUGCUGGAUUUACCUCAGACAACCAUUACAUCCUAUUUGGUGCCCCUGGGACUUAUAACUGGAAAGGGGAGAUGCGGGUGGAACUGUUUAAUCAGAGUGUUCUGGAUCUUGGCACUUACGAUGAUGGUCCCUAUGAAGUUGCUGGGGAGAACAGCCAGAAACCAGAACUGAUUCCACUGCCAUUCAACAGUUAUCUUGGACUCUUGUUUGUCACAAACAUUGAUAGUUCAGACCCGGAUCAGCUGGUCUAUAAAACUCUGGAACCCAGGGAAGAGGGAGCCAGGCUGGCUCCUGACGUAGCCCUCAAUAGCUAUUUAGGCUUUUCAUUGGACUCAGGGUGGGGGUUAACGGGGCGGAACAAGCUAAGCUUUGUAAGUGGGGCCCCAAGGGCAAACCACACAGGUGCUGUGGUCAUCCUGCGGAGAGACAGUGGGAGCCAACUGGUCCCAGAGGUCACCUUGUGGGGAGAAACAGUGGCUUCAUCCUUUGGGUACUCAGUGGUAGUUGAAGAUCUGAACAAUGAUGGUUGGACCGACUUAUUGGUUGGUGCUCCUAAUUUCUUCUCACGUAAGGAUGAACUGGGUGGUGCUGUGUAUAUUUACAUGAACCAGGCUGGUACAUUGGACAGAACACCGUCCGUACGACUUAAUGGAAGAGAAGGCUCUAUGUUUGGCAUUGCAAUUUGUAGUUUGGGAGACAUCAAUCAGGAUGGGUUUAAAGAUGUUGCAGUUGGAGCACCAUUUGAUGGAGAUGGAAAAGUUUAUAUUUAUCUUGGCAGCCAAUCAGGAUUAGUGACUAAAGAAGCACAGAUUCUUGAUGGAGUGAGUGUGGCAAUGAAAACCUUUGGAUACUCCUUAUCUGGGGGGCUGGAUAUAGAUGGAAACACGUACCCUGAUCUGGUAGUGGGAUCUCUCUCAGACACAAUCGUUUUCUACAGGUCUCGUCCUGUUAUUCGCCUGCAGAAAGAUAUCACCGUUGAGCCACAAAACAUUGACCUACAGCAGAACAAUUGUGGUGUCGGUAACGGGGUCUGUGUCCAUUUGAGAGCUUGUUUCAGCUAUAGUGCAUUACCAGUAAACUACAAUCCACGAAUCACUCUGGAGUGUGUUUUUGAAGCUGAAGCAGAUAGGAGAAGCAAAGGGAAGCCAAGUCGUGUAACCUUCUUAAGUCGUCAGUCAUCGGACCCAGAAUACCAAUCUACUAAAACUGUCGAGCUUCAGCGUCAGUCUACUUACAACUGUGUUGAAAAUACAUUCCAGAUACAGGAGGGUAUAAAAGACAAGUUGAGAUCAAUACCAGUGAGUGUGACUUACAACAUACGUCAGGCACGUGGAAAAAGACAGUCAUCAGCGGAUACACUUCCUCCUCUCAUGCCCGUGCUUAGUGCGGAAGACACAAAUGUCUACACCACAGAGGUGAACUUCCUCAGAGAAGGAUGUGGAGAGGACAAAAUAUGUCAGAGUAACCUCCGGCUAAACUACACUUUCUGCUCCCGGGUAAACAACACAAAGCAGUUUGAACCAUUACCCAUAGAGAACAACGUUCCAGUCUUUUCACUAACUGACCAGAAAGACAUUGCUUUAAAGAUCACCAUCACUAACUUCCCAUCUGAUCAUCUGAACCCAUCACGUGAUGGAGAUGACGCUCAUGAAGCCCAACUUAUUUUAACUGUCCCAAGCACCAUGUUUUACUCUACCGUUCGCCCUGUCACGGACAAGCUGAUAGUGUGCACUUCCAACGUGAAUGCCUCUCAAGCCACAUGUGAACUUGGUUACCCCAUGAAGAGAAAUGCUGAGAUCUCAUUUUAUCUGGUUAUCAGCAUCCCUGGAAUAACUCUUGAGACAACAGAAUUGGAGGUGAACCUUGAACUGACCACGAUAAGUGAGCAACCAAACCUACGAAUGAUUCACGCCAUAGCUAAAGUUAUCUUUGAACUCCCACUCGUGGUGUCUGGGUUUGCAUCGCCAGACAGGUUAUAUUACAGCGGGGAGGUAAAAGGAGAGUCCGCAAUGAAAACUGAAGAGGAUGUAGGCAGUGCUCUGGACAUUAAAGUGACAGUCAGUAAUAGAGGACAACCAUUGCCAACACUGGGUUCUGCCUUCUUGAAUCUCAUGUGGCCACACGAACUUAUGAAUGGCAAAUGGCUGCUCUACCCAAUGAAUAUCUUCCUGUCAGGAGGGCAGCAGCAUGGGCGAAUCAUGCAAUGUGCCCCUACCUAUGCCAUCAACCCACUCAAUCUGACUUCAGCAAACAAACAGGAAGAUCAGGUUCCAAGCUCUGCUAGAAGAUGGCCACUUACGUUCCCAGCAAAGAAAAAAGACAUUGUACUAGACUGUGCUCAGGGCACUGCUCGUUGUGUGGUGUUCCAAUGCCCCCUGUAUAGUUUUCACCAGGUGGAGUUAAAUGUCCGUGGACGGCUCUGGAACAGCACAUUUUUGGAGGAUUAUUCUUCUGUCAGCAACUUGAAAGUGAUCAUACGGGCAAAUAUUACUGUGAAGUCCUCAAUCAAGAACCUGGAGCUGAGAAAUGCCACUGCACAGAUACCUGUGAUACUGUAUUCUGAUGUUGGAGUUGCAAUACUUGGUGGUGUCCCCUGGUGGAUCAUUCUUAUUGCUGUGCUGGGUGGGAUAUUGCUGCUUGCUCUCCUUGUUCUCAUCUUGUGGAAGUGUGGAUUUUUCAAGCGAAAACGUUACCAGGAAGAGAAGCUGCCUCAGUACCAUGCUGUGAAGAUUCCAAGGGAAGACAGGCCCAUAGCUUGGGAAGAGAAAACAGGGACCAUUAAAAAGAAAGACUGGGUGACAAACUGGAGUGAGGAUGGCCCUCUGAACAACUCCUCCUAACCCCCUCUUCCCAUCUGAAACCUGCCACUCCCAUGAACUGUCCCUGUGCUGGGAAGGCCGGAUCCCUCUAUUUUUAGGUGGUUUCUUAUAUUUUAUUUUAUGUUGUUUUGUAUAUAAAGAAAUUACUGUUAUUUGAAGACAUUGCAGACUAUGUUUGUGCUCUGCUUGUUAACCUCUUCAAAUGCAAGAGCCACAUCUGCGGCAGGGGUCGGAUAUGAGCUGGUUUAAAACAAAGACUACAAUUGAAACCAGUCUCAUAAAAUAACUUUGAAGUCACUCCAGGAGGAAUAUUACAAAAUAUUCUUUGAGGACCCCACUUAAGGUGGUCUCUUCACUUUGUAUAUGGCAUUCAUAUUGUACAAUCACUUUUGGUGCUGAGCGCAAGUUAAAGAUCACUAAACGGACGAAGAAGACAAUAUUAUGGAAUGAACGUAGUUGUAACUGAACCUUCUAAGAAUCAAAUAAGAUACUGUAAUUACUUGUAAUGAGAAACUGAAUGAAUGCUUUCUGUUUGUCUAAGUGUGAAUAUAACGCUCUUGAUCCAGUUUAUGCAACUUUUAUGAGAAAUAAGUCUCAAGAAAGAAUUCUUUGUACAUGAACAGCCCAAAAAAAGCUUUCUUAUAUAUGAAAGAAACAGCCACAGCCCAUCUCUUCCACAUCAAAUUGAAAAACAUGUUGAAUCAGUAUUUAUAUGAUGUCCACAUAAAGUCAUUUUUGCUGCCUUAACUAUACAUGUUUAAAUUAAAUUGCAUGAUUGACUUAUUUGAGGGAUUUGCAAAAUAUAUUAUUUAACUGUGAUGACAAAUUAUUUGCAGAGAAUACAGGAGCGCCUGACGUACUGAACCCCAUUCAUUUUCCACAAAUUACUAAAUAAUUAGUGACUCUUCUAUGACAACAUAAUUUGUUAUUUUAACAAAUAUAAAUGUUACAAAAAUACAUAAUUUGUUUUCUAAAAUGAACAUUAAACACUAAAUACAUUUUAUAAGCCUCUGUCUUGUCUUGGAUGCCGCCAUGUUAAAAUCUAGCUUUCAUUGCAUUCCGGUGCUGACAUGUGUUUGCACAUUUACAGCAACUCUCCUUAACCCCUUAACGACCAAUGUAACCUGUAUGUCACAGUUUCAUUAAAGGGUUUCCAAGUGCAGCUUUGCCGGAAGCAGCAAAACUGCGCUAGUACUGUAUGCCUCACUGUCAACAUCAGCAAAACCUGCGCUGUAAACAAGCUAGAUUAGAGGGUUUGUUUAACUCCUGUUGAUGUAUAGGUUACGCCGGUGGUCCUUAAGGGGUUAAGACACUUGUAGUGUAACCUAGGUUACAUAAUGGCAGCACCCAUAAUAUAAGAGAGGUACAUGAAAGGUUUUCAGUGUUUAAUGUCCCUUUACAUAAAAUAGUAUCAGAAUCACCCUCUGGGAUUCCCUUGGAGAUUUUGGAAUUUGUGAUUCAUCAAAACCCUGUAAGCCUAUAAAAUGCUGGGUAAUACCUUAGUAAAUAUAGUGGAAUAUAAAUACACAACUGCAACAAAGUACAAAUAUAUUUCCUUUGAUAUAAGUUAUCAGGAGUGCUUCUAUAGCUGUUUAAGCCAGAACAAAAAACAAAGAUCUGCUUUUUGUCUUUAUUCCUAGGCUCUACUAUUUGUGUUACAGAUUUUAUGUACAGAACAUUUAUAUCUAUACAGAACAUAAAAUCCUGAUGUCCACAGUAGUGUUGUUAAAUAUUUCUACAAAACAAACUCAAAGUUCUACUCAGGCAAUGAAAAAUCUGAAUCUCACAAAGAGGAUGGUCACUAAUGUUCCUAGUAUUUUGUUAUAAUCUGUAUAUACAACAAAAAAAAGCAUUUGAAACAACAGUUCAGCUUUGUGCAGAAAAUUGUGCUAAAUUCACAUUUCAACUUAGUGCAGUCCAUAUGGAUCAGCACUCUCCCUGCAACAUGAAGAUAUAAUAGCAGUAGACACAAGAGCCGUGCUCACUGGUUUUAACAAACUGUGAUUUUUUUUAAUUGAUUACAUUUCGGGGAACAAACUUUUAAUUCCUCAUAUAUGUGACUGAAGUAGCCUAGUUAGUUCAGUAAUUCAGACGCCAGAAUAACAAGGCCAUUGCAGUAAGUAGUGAUAUUCUUUUAUAGUACCAACAAUACAUUUAAACAAGAAAAGUUUUCAAUUUUCCUCUUCCUCAUGUCUGAAGCAAUACUUAAUUAUCUUUAUUUAAAUAUAUAUAUAUAUAGUAGAUAAAAGACAGCACUCACUGGUCUUGAAAAUAGCAACAACUGCUUUUAUUUAAGUUAUGUUUCGGGGACAGCUCCUCUUCAUCAGACCAACCGUUGGUCUGAUGAAGGGGGACUGUCCCCGAAAUGUCACUUAAAUUAAAGCAGUUGUUGCUAUUUUCAAGACCAGUGAGUGCUGUCUUCUAUCUACUAUAUCUUAUCCUACAUUCAUCACCCUGGCAUUGGUGUACCUGUUUGUGAGAGUGCACCAUUCUCUACAAAUAUAUAUAUACACACACGCACACAUGUAUAUAUAUAUAUAUGUAAACAUAUAUAGGUAAACCUGACAUUACCCAAGCAGCUGUGGGUAAAGCCCCGAUGUAAUGUAAUUCACCCAUCUACACUAUUUUUUUUGCCUCUCCCUGGGGGGUUCAAGGAAGGUGCCCCGCCGAUCCCCUGGAAUCCACCCCAAAUGAACCUUGGGGAAUGAGGUUUACAACCGGAGGCAUAAAAGAUUGUGAAGAUGUGUGAAUUACAGUGCAUUGUACAUUAUUAUUAUCAUUUAUUUGUAAAGCGCCGCCAAAUUCCGUAGCGCUGUCUAUAUGUUUGAUGCAGUGACUCAAUGCGCUCUGAAAAGAUUUAUCAUGUUACAUCUGGCUUUACUCACAGCCGCUUGGGUAAUGUCAGGUUUACCCAGGUAUUGCUAGUAUUAACCAAUUUCUUACUUUACCCACAACAUAUAUAUAUAUACUUACUUUUUUCUAUUCAAUUAUGAUACUAAUUCUUUAAUCAAAUUGAAAUUAAUUGUACACCUGCGCUUUAGUGAGCUUUUAAGGGGCAGUAAACACCUUGUAAUUACAACUAUUAUCUUUAGGCUUCAAAUAAAUUAACAUAGUUAUAAGAACAUAUUAACACCUUGGUUGCUGCAAUUUUUUUCAGUGAUCAAACUCCACCCAACACUUUCCUUAUCCAGACUUGAAUCUACAGAAGAUAGGGCUUGAAACUGUCAUUGUGUUAACAAAACAACUUAAAAUAUAAGAUAAUAAAGUGCAGAGUAUGGUGAUAUUUGUGGUAAGGUUGGGCUUGUAAAGCCUCCUAAGUGCUCUUUCAGUUUUCAAGCAUGGAAAAGACACAAUUUUAAAACUUAAAUUACAAGAAAAAGUAUGUAAUAUGCAUAAUUAUAUCAGUCUCAAACUGUUUACUGUCCCUUUAAGUGACAAUUCUACCAUUUGUUAUGAUUUUAUCCUAUAUUAUCUUAAUAUUUUGUCUCAAUGUUUUCCUUCAGCUUACUUAUGUGACAAACUUCAGCUGUGCUACAUUUAGAAAUAUUGGAGACAAGGGGCAUUUUAAUGGUUACCUACUGAUUUCUAAUAAUGCAGAUUUUAUUUAACUCUAACACCUGAAUGACACAGAUUGACUUUGGCUCACAAAUCACUGAGAGUUGUCAUUUCCAUACUAAUUGUUUGUUUCUAUAUAAUUAGCAUAUCAUUUACUAAAAACAAGAUGGCUGCACCAUUACACUGGACACAAUUUGUUUUAUAUCUGCAGAUAAAUGCCUUCACUAUGUCAAGGACAAUAAUUUGUUUUAUUUUUGGUGCCAUGACUAUAUUAUAUUUAAAGAAGGCUCUAAAAAGGCUAUGUUAAUAAAUAUAUUUAUUCAAUA
Messenger RNA from Bombina bombina (fire-bellied toad), 7635 nucleotides. It is a transcript of the gene ITGA7, whose product is annotated as integrin subunit alpha 7. Gene Ontology annotation, biological process: cell adhesion mediated by integrin; cell-matrix adhesion; integrin-mediated signaling pathway. The transcript is spliced from 26 exons. Bases 356 to 3775 code for a protein of 1139 amino acids. NCBI's taxonomy places the organism in Eukaryota, Metazoa, Chordata, Amphibia, Anura, Bombinatoridae. The record is from RefSeq and is a predicted model, not a curated record. Gene Ontology annotation, cellular component: external side of plasma membrane; integrin complex. Gene Ontology annotation, molecular function: integrin binding.